Molecule: messenger RNA, 282 nt
Organism: Symbiodinium necroappetens
Lineage: Eukaryota; Dinophyceae; Suessiales; Symbiodiniaceae
Source: the annotation of a GenBank genome assembly
AUGCCGGCGGCGGGCAGCCGCCCCCCUCCAGUGAGCGCGCCGGCGGAAGUGAAAGCAGAGCAAGUCGAGGAUGCAGACGCCGAUGUGAACAAGGAGGAUCAGCCUGACUUUGGUGGGGAAGAGGAGGCUCUGCCCGUGGAAGCCAAGCAAGAGGUGCAGCGCAGCGUUCCAGACUACGGGGAUCUCAUCGAAGACGAGGGGAUCGUAAGUGUGGUCAAGAAGGUCGCGAAGAAAGAGGAGUUGGAGGAGAAGGCUCAAUCCUCACUGCAACUUCAGCGCUGA